Telopea speciosissima is the source of this 1620-nucleotide messenger RNA. RefSeq names its product ACT domain-containing protein ACR3. The transcript has 7 exons. The coding region runs from base 82 to 1434 and encodes 450 amino acids. Lineage: Eukaryota; Viridiplantae; Streptophyta; Magnoliopsida; Proteales; Proteaceae. The record is from RefSeq and is a predicted model, not a curated record.
GGCGCAGGAAGGACUCAAAGAGGAGUGUGUUAGUAGCUUCGCAGAAGGAAAAUCAAGAGGCACAAAGAGAGGUGUGGUUGGAUGGAUAGAGUUUGUUGGCCGUACUUCGAUCCCGAGUACGAAAACUUGAGCCUCCGCCUUAAUCCUCCAAGAGUAUCUAUAGACAAUGCGACUUGCAGGGAUUGCACACUAGUCAAGGUGGACAGUGUGAAUAAGACAGGAAUACUGCUUGAAGUGGUCCAAGUUCUAACAGAUCUUGAUCUCAUCAUCUCCAAAGCUUACAUCUCUUCUGAUGGCGGAUGGUUUAUGGACGUGUUUCACGUUACUGACCAGCAAGGGAACAAGGUUACAGACCCUAGAACCAUUGAACACAUAGAGAAGGCUUUAGGACCAAAGGGUCACAUUGUGGCACCAGAUGGGGUGAAGGCUUGGUCAGGGAAGAGAGUGGGUGUACAUUCCAUUGGUGAUCAUACAGCCAUUGAGCUCAUUGGCAGGGAUCGCCCAGGUCUCCUAUCAGAGAUCUCUGCUGUACUCACCAACCUUCAUUGUAAUGUGGUUGCUGCUGAAGUAUGGACCCAUAACAUGCGUGUAGCAUCUGUUCUUUAUGUCAAUGACGUCACCACAGGUCAUGCCGUCGAGGACCCAAUCCGAUUAUCAGCAAUGGAGGAGCACCUCAAGAACAUCCUACGAGGGUGUGAUGAUGAUGGGAAAGCAGCUCGCACCAGUUUUUCCAUGGGCUUCACCCAUGUGGACCGCCGUCUCCACCAGAUGAUGUUCGCCGCAAGGGACUACGAAGAUACUGGGGUGACAGAAGAUAAGUCUUAUGCUCCUGCAUUCCGGCCAAGUAUCACAGUUGAACGGUGCGAGGACAAGGGAUAUUCGGUGGUCAAUGUUCGAUGCAAAGAUCGGCCAAAAUUGUUGUUUGACAUAGUUUGUACACUAACGGACAUGCAAUAUGUUGUCUUUCAUGCUUCCAUCUCAUCCAGUGGCCCCUAUGCACUACAGGAGUAUUAUAUACGUCAUAUGGAUGGUUGCACACUUGAUACUGAAGGAGAGAAGCAAAGGGUUAUCAAGUGUCUUGAAGCUGCAAUUCGAAGGAGAGUAUGUGAGGGUCUGAGCUUUGAGAUUUGUGCAAGGGAUAGAGUAGGGUUGCUAUCUGAAGUAACUAGGAUUUUUCGUGAGAAUGGGUUGACUGUUACAAGAGCAGGUGUUACAACAGUUGGUGAGAAAGCCAUGGAUGUCUUCUAUGUAAGGGAUGCUUCUGGGAAUCCCGUAGAAAUGAAAACUAUUGAGGCACUCCGUAAACAAAUUGGACACACUAUGAUGCUCAGUGUGAAGAAAGUUCCAGGCAGUGUUGAGGCACCUGAUCAGUCCAGUGGAUGGGGCAAGACAGGCUUCUUCUUUGGGAAUUUGUUUGAGAGAUUCUUGGCUUGAAACAUAUUGCUUCACUCACACAAACCCCUAAGAAUGUACAGUACAGUACAGUAAAGGUAUUCAGAAAAGAAUGUGGAAACAGCCAAAAGGCUCUGUUUAUAUAGUUUAAAUGUAAGAUAAAAAUACUUGAUUAAUUAUGUGCUGUUUUGGUGGAUUGAAACAGAUACAAAUGCACAAGUAGUGUUU